Topomyia yanbarensis is the source of this 2998-nucleotide messenger RNA. RefSeq lists its product as uncharacterized. The transcript is spliced from 5 exons. Lineage: Eukaryota; Metazoa; Arthropoda; Insecta; Diptera; Culicidae. Bases 66 to 2753 code for a protein of 895 amino acids. Gene Ontology annotation, molecular function: protein binding; RNA polymerase II general transcription initiation factor activity. The record is from RefSeq and is a predicted model, not a curated record.
UUCGCGUGUACACAGUUGUUGAAGCAGCAGCCAGCAGAGCCAUCGGAAGAGAGCGGAAAAAUGUAAUGCGAAAAAUGGCUGAAUCGAAAAGAUCAACAACAACGUCGUCUUCAUCGAGCAGCAGUAAAUCGCGAAAGUCCCGGAAUGAUCUGAUCCGCAGUGUCGUGGGAAGCUACCUGAAGCAACGCAAUUACGGGGUUAACGACCGCUUUCGGAGAUCGGAUCUGAUUCUAACGCAAUCGACCGACCAAAUCGUCAUGAACACUGCCAUUAAGAACGAGAUAUCCAAAGCGAACAGCUUUCUGUUCUCGAACAUUUUCUGCCUGAAUAAUAAUCCGGCCCAGGUGGAUCAGCAUUUUGCCAAACUCUGCAACUUCAUCAAAUGCCAGCCGGUGCCGGUCCGGCAGGAGCUAUCGGAGCUGGUGAAUCCACUACUCUGCCAUCUGUAUAUUGAGAUGUUAAAAGGACGUGACUGGCGUCCGGCGAUCGAUUUCCUACGGAAACAUGCUCCGAUGCUGGGUAGAAUUGAACCAUCCAUCGCUCCCCCGAGUAGUUCACCAUUGAUAAUGAAUCAAAAAAUCAACGGAACAGUCGAGGAUCAGCAAGCCACCGGUAUACCCGUUUCGACCGUACAGAAUUCAGCUAUCGUCUUUUCCCCGGCACAGGAUACAACCCCACCGAAGCUGGAAACGUUCAAACAGCUUGUCGGCAAACUGUCGCAAAUUACCCGCAUCCAGGAUCUGGAGAAUGAACCACUAACAUUGCAAUUUCGCUCCUGUCAGUACGAAAUACGUCUUUGUGGUGCUUCCGUAGCUGCUCUUCGCAGAUAUCUGGCUAAAUAUGGACACUCACUGAUCCUUCAGAUACUUCGAAACUGGUUCUACUUCGAGACAAGCGACGAUAAGGACUUUAACGAUUACAGUCCGGAUCAGGCUCCACCAAGGCAGGGAAAGAAGCCCCGUUUGGCCAUAUCCAAUGGGUUGGAGCUGAUCAACGGAGACGCUCCGAUAGAUGCGGAACAGACUGGACCGGAGUACGAUUUUUCCGAGCAUUCGGAUGAGGAAAAUGUUAAGUUUUUGCUGCGCAAUGGUUUCAGCAGUACUUUUUUGCGAUACAAAAUACGUCAGUUGAACGGUAGUUUGGACGGCGGUGGUGGAGGAGGAGUAGAGGGUCGUGGUCACUCGGACCUUUCGACGGUGGAUAUGGACGACGACGACGAUGAAGAUGAUACGACCGGUUAUAUGCCACCGCUGGAGGAGAUUCCCGUUAAAUCGGAGGUAUACCAGGAUGGUACCGAGCAGCAGUUCCAGGACGACAUGUCGGGACUGUUUCGAAAGAUUACUUCAGCCGAACGGUUGCGAAAACUGCGAGAAUGUACGGAAAGGUUAAACCAAUACCAGGUUCCACUUUGCAUUUACCAGGUGGAGAAUGUGGACGACCGGUUGACGUCGGUAGCAAUCGACGGAGACAGCUGUCAUCUGGCCAGUGGCUUCGAGGAUUCUUCCAUUAUGCUGUGGUCGGUCAGUCGCAGCACGCAGAUGGGUCGGAAACCGUACGCUACGUUGCGGGAUCGUCGGUGCAGCUGGAAUGUGACUUCCUGUGAUAGUAGAUUUAGUGAGGAAGAGGAGGAGGGAGAAGUAGAGCAGGAGGACAACCAUCGAGGAGAGUCCUCCGGAUUAGGCAAUUUGUUUCGUGACAAAUCGAGGGCGGAGAUUGACAGACAGAACAAGCUGCUUCCGGUUUACAGCAGGCACCAGAGUAAACGGGAGCGUUGGAAGCAAUUUAUGGAACGAAGAUGCUGCGAUAAUGUGUUCACGGAAACUGGCGGAGUUGCCCUGCGUGGUCACUCGAACGCCAUCACGGAUCUCCUUUUCUCCGGCCACGGUCCCCUGCUGAUGAGUGUUUCGCGAGAUCUCACGAUGCGGGCAUGGCAUGCGAGCGACUACAACUGCCGAGCAGUGUACCGAGGCCACAACCAUCCGAUCUGGUGCCUGGCGGAGAGUACCACAGGUCUAUAUCUGGCUACCGGUUCUCGCGAUACUACGGCACGACUCUGGUCAACUGAUCGGGAGUUUCCACUGCAAAUCUACGUGGGGCACACGCAGGACGUGGACACGGUAGCAUUUCAUCCCAAUGGAAACUACCUGGCGACUGGCUCGACGGAUCUAACCGUAAGACUUUGGUGCGUUACCAGCGGGAAGUUGUUUCGUAUAUUCACCGAUUGUCGGCAACCGAUCCAGCGAGUAUGCUUUAGUCCGGAUGGGAAGUAUUUGGCUGCGGCUGGCGAGGAAAAUCGCGUACGAAUCUUCGAUCUGGCCGCCGGUUCGCAACUAACAGAGUUACGAGAUCACACAUCGGCAGUAACUUGUGUUGCCUGGAGUCCGAACAGCCGACAUUUCGUGUCGGCCGGUGCCGAUGGAACAGUUCGAAUUUGGGAUGCCACCCGAAUGGUUUCAUCAACUUCAUCCUCCUCCUCCUCAUCCACUUCAACCUCAUCGUCGGCGGGCAGCUCUAACAGCAAUCAACAGAAUAUAAUCAACAGUCCUAAUAAUGCUGCUGCGGUUGGUAGUGGAGUCAGUAACAAUGGAAUUAACAGUAACAAUCAUACCAACCCAACUCAGAGGACCAGUUCCAGUGGAUCCUCGAAGUCAAGCAAUAAUCUUCUGUUGGCCUACUCAACCGGAUCCCGGCGGAUCUAUCGGUUGUACUACAAUCAGCUGAACGGAAGUUUAAGCUGUAUUGGUAGCAGCUAGAAUGGAACGAGCGAGCUUCCCAUUGGCGACAGUGUGUGUUAAGUAUUAUUUAUUACUUUUUGCUCCCGGAUAUUUCAUCCCUGUUAAUCCUGUUCCCGUUCUCCCCACUCGUAUACUCAAAACUGUUCCGUUGUUGAACCGUCGGAAAUUAGAUCGUUUUGCGUUUAGUUUAAAUUAAGUUUCCUAGAUGGAAUGAUAUAAAUAGCGAUGCGAUGCAGAGGCAAAAAUAAAUCUGCGUAAACGAA